AUGGAUACUGCAGACUACUUAUGGCUCGAGGCACUUCCCGCCGAAUUGAUGGUCGAAAUUGCGAGCUACCUGGAGGGAUCGAACCUCGUCGCCUUUCGGCACGCCUCCUCUCAGCUUUCGACGGCAUCGUCGGGCGUUCUAAACGACCACUUCUUCGGCUGCCUAACUACGGACCUUACGCGCCGCAGCUUAUCCCGGCUGUUCGGGGCCGCGCGGUCCGAAGGUUACCGCCGGCGGGCCCGUGCGCUCCGUAUCGCGCCUUGGGCCUGUCCCCCUUCACGCCGCAUGUAUUUAAACGACCGGCCGCACGAUUGGGCGCGCGACGCCGCCACCGGCCGGCUUAACCUCGCCACCCCGACGGGGCGGGCGGUCCUGGCGUGCAUGCGCGACGGCCUCCCCGCCUGCCGCUCCUUUGCCGUUUCCGACAGCGGCUGGCUCGACCCGGACCUGCUGCCCUCGAGCGACGGCGACGAUGGGCCGCACCUGUACCCCACCGACGCCCUCGCGCUCGUGGCGGCGCUGGCCGGGGACCCUGCGAACCCGGCGCCGGUCGAGGCCCUGGACGUUUCCCUUUACGGGAGCGGGGGCAUCCGGGAGGACCUGCUCGACCCCGAGGCCCUGCGCCGCGCAGACUGGUCCGCGCUCGAAACGCUCCGCUUCGACGUUUCGGACAUGGCCGCCGGGCCCCACCCCCCUGCGGGCCCGAGCGGCGGCGCCGCUGUCCUCCAGCCUUUCAUACACGGCCUGCUUUCCUCGGCGCCCAACCUCCAAACGGUCACGAUCGGGGGCACGAGGUCGGUUAUCACGUACUGCCUUUUGCUAUUAUCCGAGCAAAAACGCGCAAUCCGCCAUAUGACCAUAACGGGCCGGCCAGGCCGGCUCACUUCGGUAACGCCGGCGGCGCUUUGCAGCUGGAUAGAUUCCAACCUCGGUGACGCCGGCGGCGGUGGCGAAAAGCUGGAGUCACUCGAGUUCGAACGCAUCUUCCUCGACAGCAACAAUACCGCGGACGGCGCCAACCCGUGGCCGGAGGUUAUCUCCCGAGUUCACGCCGCGUUCCCGAACCUAAAAAGGUUCAAAAUAAUGGAAUGCGGAGCAACCGCCGGGCUCAAGCUCGCUUUCGUAUGCCCGCUCCUCCAGAGCCUAACCGACAGGUUGGGCCCGGCCGCGCCCGGCUGCCCGGACGACGGCGGCGGUGGCUUAUACCACGUGCGGUGCUGCGCCGCUAUUUCGGACGAAUACGGCGGCGCCUUCCGCCUUGUAUCCGCGCCCUCCCUCAACCGGGACCUUCUGGAGCAUAGUGGCUCCAUAACAUCCGCGUUCCACGACACCGGUGUAGAAUACAAGCUCGGGCCCUCAGGAACGGCUGAGGGCAUGAGACGCGCCCUGGAUGACAUCGCACAGGGCAUGAUGCUUUAUUCGCCGGGAAACGCCGUGCAAUGUCCAGGAAGGCAGGCUCCAACCUCGGGCGAGGCCUGA
Messenger RNA from Gaeumannomyces tritici R3-111a-1, 1479 nucleotides. RefSeq lists its product as hypothetical. Lineage: Eukaryota; Fungi; Ascomycota; Sordariomycetes; Magnaporthales; Magnaporthaceae. The record is from RefSeq and is a predicted model, not a curated record. The transcript has a single exon. The coding region runs from base 1 to 1479 and encodes 492 amino acids.